AUGGCAAAGGAGGAAGCCAUUAUGUACAACUUGAUCGGGCACGAGUUGGCAGAUGUGAUUGUGGAGUGCAAUCAGUUGGCUGGAAAUCUUCAGUGGAUGAGGGAACGCAAGAAGCGCGAAGACUUUCUACAUGAAUACUACAAUGAAACGGUGGAGGGGACAGCAAGGCGCUUCAAGCAUGUGGGCGCAACGGCGGAUGGCAUCAAACGUGAAGUGGAAAGCAUGAUGCUUGACCCGAUGACAGAUUGGGGAAAGAGUUCCUUGCCGGUGCCGGCGCACUUGUGGAAAUUCCCGCCCAAAUAG
Messenger RNA from Symbiodinium necroappetens, 303 nucleotides. The record is from the annotation of a GenBank genome assembly. Lineage: Eukaryota; Dinophyceae; Suessiales; Symbiodiniaceae.